AUGAAUAUGUUGUGGAACUACCAGAUCGUGGACACCUGCGUCGUGUUCCGCGAAUGGCACGUCUCCUCCAACACCACGUUCGCCCUGUCCUUCCUCGCCGUUGUCGCUCUCGGUGCGCUCUACGAGUGGCUGCGCAGUGCGCAGAGGGCCCUGGACUGCCGCAUCGCCGCAGCUCUGGUUGCACAGGGCAAAGGCAAGGCGCCCGUAGAAAAUGGACGGGACGUCGAAGCUGACUCGGAGGAUGCAGGACUGUUGACGGGCGUUCCUGUGGUGAAGACAAGGGUAGGUACACCUGUGCCUCUGUCAGCCCGGAUCUCCAGAGCUGCUCUCUACGCCGCGACGGUGUUCUUGUCGUUCUUCCUCAUGCUGGUUUUCAUGACCUACAACGCAUAUCUGAUCCUGGCUGUUGUGAUCGGUGCAGGCGUGGGCCAUUUCGUAUUUGGAUCGCACAUGGACGUUCAGGCCGUGCUGUCUGGUACUGCAGACGUCAAGGGCAUGGCGUGUCAUUAA
Messenger RNA from Sparassis crispa, 510 nucleotides. Its product is annotated as Copper transport protein. The transcript is spliced from 3 exons. Lineage: Eukaryota; Fungi; Basidiomycota; Agaricomycetes; Polyporales; Sparassidaceae. Gene Ontology annotation, cellular component: membrane. The coding region runs from base 1 to 510 and encodes 169 amino acids. Gene Ontology annotation, biological process: copper ion transmembrane transport. The record is from RefSeq and is a predicted model, not a curated record. Gene Ontology annotation, molecular function: copper ion transmembrane transporter activity.